This is a messenger RNA of Durio zibethinus, 1950 nucleotides long. Its product is annotated as DNAse I-like superfamily protein. Gene Ontology annotation, biological process: phosphatidylinositol dephosphorylation. Lineage: Eukaryota; Viridiplantae; Streptophyta; Magnoliopsida; Malvales; Malvaceae. The record is from RefSeq and is a predicted model, not a curated record. Gene Ontology annotation, molecular function: inositol-polyphosphate 5-phosphatase activity; phosphatidylinositol-3,4,5-trisphosphate 5-phosphatase activity; phosphatidylinositol-4,5-bisphosphate 5-phosphatase activity.
UGUCCUCUAUAUGAGAAAAUUCUCAAUUUUUACCCAUACUUUUUUCCUAUCAUAUGCAUGUAUUCAGUCAACAAAUUUGCUUUCCUUUUUUAUUGUUCUAUUUUGAUUUACAAGUUUUGGAUUCUUUUGACUUCCAGGUUUCUAAGUUUUCAGAAGGAUUCUGAUGAUCGGGGUUGGAUUGUCUGGCAUGACUCUAAUGAAUCAAGACAGGGCAAACCAACAGGCUUCAUCUUUGAUUGGUAAAAUUUUUAGUGUGAAAGGGAGAAAUCAAAGAAAAGAGACUGAAGUUUCAUUUGGUUCCUCUGAAGGACAGUAUGAUUUGCCACUUCAACCUCUGCUUUCCAGAGGUGUAAGCACAAAAGUGCCUUGCGAGGAUCUGUCCUUCCGUGUUUUUGUUGCGACAUGGAAUGUAGGAGGCAAAUCUCCUGAUAGCAAACUUAAUCUGGAUGAUAUUCUUCAGGUCCGCGAAGAAUCAGACAUAUAUGUACUAGGUUUUCAGGAAAUUGUUCCAUUGAAUGCCGGAAAUGUGCUAGUUAUAGAAGACAAUGAGCCUGCAGGGAAAUGGCUUGCCUUAAUAAAUCAGUCACUGAACAAGGCAAAUAAUGUGCCUUUAAGAGGAUCAAGAUCCACUGCUGCUUCUGGGGGUUCACUGGUUUUCCAAAGGACUUCGCUUAGAAAGGCCAGUAAGCCUUUCAGGACAGAGAGUAAGAAGAGGCUGAAGAGUUGCAACUGCCCUACUGACUUGGAAAGGAAGAAUAGCAAAGAAUUCUGUUUCCGGUGCCCACAAUCACAAACAAAUGAGAACGAAUUUUCUUCAGAAGAGGAUGAAGAUGGACCUAGCAGCUUUGCAGUCACUACAAUAUCCGCUCCUUCUAGUACAAACCAGAUGAAAUAUGGCCUUGUAGCAAGUAAGCAAAUGGUUGGAAUUUUUGUUACUGUUUGGAUGAGGAAAGAGCUUGUGCAACAUGUAAGCCACAUGAGGAUCUCCUGCUUAGGUCGUGGAAUCCUUGGCUGCCUUGGAAACAAAGGGUGUAUUUCUGUGAGCAUGCUUUUCCACAAGACAAGCUUUUGUUUCAUAUGCAGUCAUUUGGCAUCAGGAGAGAAAGAAGGUGAUGAACUUCGGAGAAAUUUAGAUGUUGUAGAGAUACGUAGAAACACACAGUUUCCAAGGAUCUGCAAAACAUCUACUAGUAGGGUGCCCGAGAAAAUUCUUAAUCACGAUCGGGUCAUAUGGCUAGGGGAUUUGAAUUACAGAAUAUCUUUAAGCUACUCUGAUACCAGAAAGCUUCUAAAAGAGAAAGCCUGGGAUGCAUUAUAUAACAAAGAUCAGCUCAAGAUUGAAAUGGAAGCAGGAGUAUAAGGAUGGAAGGAAGGAAAAAUCUACUUUGCACCAACAUACAAAUACUCUCUUAACUCUGAUAUUUAUGCUGGAGAGACAGUAGAAACAAAAAGCAAAAGGAGAACGCCUGCUUGGUGUGACAGAAUACUAUGGCGUGGAAGCGAAAUAUAUCAGCUUUCUUAUGAACGGAAGGAGUCCCGGUUUUCAGAUCAUAGGCCUGUAUGUGCAACAUUUUGGGUGAGUGUUGGGGCAGUGGAGGAUGGAUCAAGGAAAAGAUGACCUUUGCUAAAUUUUGGAAAGACUAAAAUAGGGGUUUUACUUCAUAAACAACAAAUAAUUGCGGUAAAAUAACAAGUUUCAUGAGCAAAUAUUGGCAAUGAUUUUUUUUUUUUUUUGUUACCUCAAAUGUUAACUCAUUGGAAUUUGAUACCAUGAGUAGGAAUAACAAAUGUAACCCUAUUUGGAUAAAGAAAAAUCCAAAUCAAAAUAAACAAAUAUCUUGAGUUUGUUUAUGUAAUUCUUUUUUUUUUUUUUUAUGCUUUAAUCAGGAAGAAAAGCUUGAAGGAUAAGAUUCUUUUUAGAAUUUUGAAAAUGGCUACCUAUUUACACAU